AUGUCUCUACAGCUUAUCCAGAACUGGGUACCCGGUAUCAAGUGGCCCAUCAUAUGCAAUGCGCCCAUGAUCGGUGCAGCAUCCCCAGCCUUAGCCGUGGCUGUAACCCGAGCCGGGGGUCUCGGCUUCAUCGAAUCGUCAACCGACAUAUCCAAGGGCUCGAAGCAGCUCGAUAAGCUCACGUCCGACCUGGAAAAGUGCUCCUCCCUCCUCGACGGCAGGGUCGGCAACACCUACCUCCCCAUAGGCAUAAGCUUCAUAACGGGCCACCAGUCCGUCGGCUCCUUCGCCGAGACGGCCGUCCCCAUCAUAUCGCGCCACGCCCCGGCGGCCGUGUGGCUGUUCGCCCCGGACGGCGAGGUCAAGCCGCACGGGAGCGUCGUCUCGGCCCUGGAGCCGCUCGACCGCCGCCCGGCCGUCUUCGUCCAGGUCGGCAACGUCCGGGCCGCGCGGGAGGCCGCCCGAGACGGCGCCGACGUCAUCGUCUGCCAGGGGACCGAUGCCGGCGGGCACCAGUUCCGCGCGGGCAUGGGCGUCAUCAGCCUCGUCCCCUCGGUGAGGAGGAUGCUCGCUGCCGAGUUCCCCGAUAGGAAGGUCGCUGUACUUGCUGCGGGGGGGAUCGUCAACGGUGACGGCGUCGCGGCGGCCAUGGCACUUGGUGCUACGGGUGUGGUCAUGGGCACAAGGUUCACCGUCUCGGACGAGUCCAUCUACCCUGAGCACAGGAAGCAGAAGAUCCUCGCCGCAUCAGACGGUGGCAGCGAGACAUUCAAGUCCCCGUUCCACGAUCAAGUAAGAAAAAAUACCCUCUGGGGAGAACUGUACGACGGUAGGGCCAUCAUCAGCCCCGUCCACGAGAGGUACAUGGCCGGCGCGUCACUCGAGGAGUGUCAGAAGAGUCUCGAGGAUGAUUAUUCUCCCGAGGAGGCUACCAAGGUCAUCAGCACGUGGGCGUACGUUCAAGAUGCCAUCCAAACCUUCACUCGCGUAUUGAUCGAUACUGAUUUUUUCUUUCUUUUCUUGCUCGUCAGCGGCACCGGCGUCGGUAUGGUCGACAAGGCGGAGCCGGCGGGCGAUAUUGUAUCCGAGGUACGUGACGAGGCCAUCGACAUAAUCAGGAAACUAGGCGAGUCUCUAUGA
Geosmithia morbida is the source of this 1140-nucleotide messenger RNA. RefSeq names its product nitronate monooxygenase. The transcript is spliced from 5 exons. Bases 1 to 1140 code for a protein of 379 amino acids. NCBI's taxonomy places the organism in Eukaryota, Fungi, Ascomycota, Sordariomycetes, Hypocreales, Bionectriaceae. Gene Ontology annotation, molecular function: nitronate monooxygenase activity. The record is from RefSeq and is a predicted model, not a curated record.